GCCUUUUGGGGUCCUUUCUUUCUAGCCGCUGCGCCAGCUUCCAACCAGUCGAAGCAGGCGAGAAAAAGGUGAAAUUAGGCCGAAGACGUCGUUAGGCUGACCCGUCCAGUGGAAUUAUGAUGGUUGGCAAGACGAGUGCCAUCGCGGCAGGCGUGUGUGGAGCUCUUUUCGUCGGUUACUGCAUUUAUUUCGACCGGAAGAGACGAAGUGAUCCCAACUUCAAGAACAGGCUACGAGAACGCAGGAGGAAGCAAAAGGCAGCAAAAGAACGAGCUGGUCUGGCCAAGCUCCCUGACCUGAAAGACGCUGAAGCUGUGCAGAAGUUCUUCCUGGAGGAGAUACAGCUGGGGGAGGAGCUACUGGCACAAGGGGACUAUGAAAAGGGCGUGGACCAUCUGACCAAUGCCAUCGCCGUCUGUGGUCAACCUCAGCAGCUCCUUCAGGUGUUGCAGCAGACUCUGCCGCCACCCGUCUUCCAGAUAUUGCUCACAAAACUGCCCACCAUCAGCCAGCGCAUUGUGAGUGCACAGAGUCUGAGCGAGGACGAUAUAGAGUGAUGAUGUCAUCAUGUUUGUGCUUCCAUGACCCGCUGAGGACUGAUGGACUGACUCUCGACCUCUAAGUCGCUUUGUUUCAUCUGGGAUGGCACAGUUAUUAGAUCACUGCUAGGAUUGAAGUAUUUAUUGUUUUGUCCGUUCUGAUGUAGACUUUUUACAAAGUUACAAAAUGUGGAAACAUAAAGUGGGAACAAACUACA
Molecule: messenger RNA, 757 nt
Organism: Dunckerocampus dactyliophorus (ringed pipefish)
Lineage: Eukaryota; Metazoa; Chordata; Actinopteri; Syngnathiformes; Syngnathidae
Gene: tomm20b
Product: translocase of outer mitochondrial membrane 20b
Exons: 5
Coding region: 117-557 (146 amino acids)
Biological process (GO): tRNA import into mitochondrion; protein import into mitochondrial matrix; protein targeting
Cellular component (GO): mitochondrial outer membrane; mitochondrial outer membrane translocase complex
Molecular function (GO): transmembrane protein transporter activity
Source: RefSeq, a predicted model, not a curated record